Messenger RNA from Fonsecaea multimorphosa CBS 102226, 1275 nucleotides. RefSeq lists its product as uncharacterized. The transcript is spliced from 2 exons. Lineage: Eukaryota; Fungi; Ascomycota; Eurotiomycetes; Chaetothyriales; Herpotrichiellaceae. The coding region runs from base 1 to 1275 and encodes 424 amino acids. The record is from RefSeq and is a predicted model, not a curated record.
AUGUCGCAAACAGUUGUCUCCAAAGGAAUCUUUCAUGGUCUUCCGACCUAUCCGCAGUACGAAGGAAAGAAAUUGCGCAUAAUUGUGACAGGGGCAAAUGGCAUCUCUGGAUCGGCAAUGACCAAGGUGCUGAGUGAGGCUCCCGAGAGAUGGGAGAAGAUUUACGCCCUGUCACGUCGCCCUCCGUCGGGCAAGACUGCACCUGGUGUCGAGCAUAUUGCGGUAGAUUUUCUCGGAAGCACUCCAGAACAGAUUGCACAGACUCUGAAGGACAAGCAUGUUGAAGCGGAUUAUGUAUACUUCGCGUCAUACAUUCAACCGCCUCCCCUCCAAGGCAAGAGCCUGUGGAGCGAUGUUGAAGAAACAACCAGGCAGAACAUGGCCUUGUUGUCCAACUUCCUCGGCGCCCUACCAUUGGCAAACAUAUUUCCCAAGCGUAUCUUGCUUCAGACGGGUGCGAAGUAUUAUGGCUUGCACCUUGGACCAACGGCGACCCCGAUGGAAGAGGACGAUGCUCGGCAUGGAAUCGAGGAAAACUUUUACUUCCCACAAGAAGAUCUCUUGGAGGAUUUCUGCAAGAAAAACAACUCCAGCUGGGUGGUUACCCGGCCAUGCUGGAUUCUUGGCGCCGUCGAAAGCGCAGCCAUGAAUGUAUUGUGGCCCUUGUCAAUUUACGCCAGUGUCCAGGCCCAUCUGGGACUUCCUCUAGAGUUUCCAGGGGAUGUGACGGCAUGGGAAGCCGUCAAGCAUCAGUCGAUGUCCACCUUGCUUGGGUACCAUGCUGAAUGGGCACUUUUGACGCCCGAGGCCGGUAAUCAGGCGCUCAACCAGGCCGAUGAUAGUGCCUUUGCUUGGGGAAAGUUCUGGCCAACGCUCGCCGACUGGUACCAGACGUCUGCAGGUCGACCAGCAACCAGUGCAGACGCCUACGCAACCAUCACCAUGCCCUAUCCGGAUUCACCUCGUGGUUUUGGCGGACCAGGGAUUGUGAAAGCGUCAUUUAGCUUCCUUGAGUGGAGCAAGAAGCCCGAGGUACUGAAGGCGUGGGAUGAACUGAAGGUGAAACAUGGGCUCAAGUAUAGCCCGUUCGACGACAAGUCCAUGGACACUUUUGGACUCCUUGACGGGGAGAUUCUCAGCGGAUGGGGUCGAGUCAUCAGCAUGGACCGGAAUCGCAAAUUAGGGUGGCACGGCUUCGUGAGCACCGAGGAAGCCAUCAAGCAGGUAUUCACCGAGAUGGCCGACCUCAAAAUGGUUCCCCCAAUUUACACUUGA